AAUGUGAAUAGGAUAUACAAAAGCAUUUUUUUGUCUAUAAAUAACUUCAUGCAAGAAUGAACUAAUGCAUGCAAUCACAACAAAACACCAAGCUAGCUUUAUAAAACUGUUCGUAGCUGCUUCUUUCUAUUCAUUCAAGCAAUAUGGCUUAUGCUAAACUCCCUCUUUUGGUCCUUUUCUUGCUUGCCACAUUCUUUGCUGUGUUUCCUAUGAAGAAGGUAGAAGCUUGUGAAAGUCAUCUUUGUUGGGCAUGGCAACCGGAUAAAGUAUGUUACAGUGGGUCAGAACGUGAACCGGGUUGUUACUGCCACCCCGAAACAUUUCUGAAUGGAUUUUGCAGAGAUUACAUAUCUGAACAUGAUAUGAUGAAGAAGAUGGAGGAAGAUCCUAACUUAUGCCAGUCUCAUGCCGACUGCAAGAAGAAAGGAAGUGGAAGCUUUUGCGCUCGUAAUCCAAACACAGAUAUUAAAUAUGGCUGGUGUUUUCUCUCUGGAUCUCAUGCACAAACUGCAUUCAGGAAUGCCCUUAACUCUGAAUUCGAAAACCUAUCCUUGAAGAUGCCCUCAGAAGUUUCCACUUAAUAUGUCCAACAAAAACCAUCCAUGCAUGAUCAUGCAUCUACUACUUAAAUAAAAUUGCUCCAUUUGUCUUCCUUUCCAUUUUGGUUUGGAUUUGAAAAACAAUAUAUUAUAUGUGCAUGUGUGUGGGUAUAUGUAUGAUAUUGUUAUGUAAGAACUUUAUGUAUCGUUAACAAAUAAAGAGAUUUACUCUACUAAUAGAACUACAUAUAUUUGCAUA
Medicago truncatula (barrel medic) is the source of this 798-nucleotide messenger RNA. RefSeq names its product albumin-1. The record is from RefSeq and is a predicted model, not a curated record. NCBI's taxonomy places the organism in Eukaryota, Viridiplantae, Streptophyta, Magnoliopsida, Fabales, Fabaceae. The transcript is spliced from 2 exons. Bases 144 to 581 code for a protein of 145 amino acids.